AGCCCAACCCCCCCUCCUCUCAACCUUCCACUUUAACAGAGCAGGCAGCAACAGCAGCAGAGACGGCGUGACGUGGUGGGAGAACGUACUGCCACCAAGCCUGGAGCCGCCUUUCAGAACGAACACGCAACUCACUGCUCUACCUCCUGUUCAUCUUCCUCCUCCCCCGCUGCUUUCACCCCUCUAGUCCUCUUGCAGACAACACAACGGCAGCACAGAGCGGUGUGCAAGGGACUGCUGAAUGAGGAGGGUGAGAAGAGGAAAGUGGAACCAAGGAAAAGGCUGAGAAACACAUGGGGGGGAGUUAACAUGAGAGCAUGUAAAUCAAAGAAGAAGAGUGAGAGGAAACAAGGAUAGACACAAGAAAUAGAAGAAAAGCUGGACUAACGGAGAGAUGCAAGGCUUAUGCAUCAUCCAAAGAUGAUCCCCAUCUGUCCACUGCUGCUUUGAUAUACACAAUACGACAAGCAAGGACAGUGAAAGGACCCAGGGCUGGAGCUAACUGCCAACUCCCGAGUCUUUGGCCAAAGGAAGCAGCGCAGCACCAUAAGCAUCAACCCUCUGGGGACAAUGCGCCAAGGCAGAUGGAGAACCUAUGCUUAGACAGGAGAAUUUAUGCUGUGAAGGCUUAAAAUGCAACACCCACAUGAAAAUCAACACAAUGCUACGGUAAUCGCUAGUGAUCCAACAAUAGAGUGGACAUUUCACCUUACUGCUGGUUUCUCAGACCACAACCAAAUGUGCAUAAUUGAGAAUGAGAUUUCAUCAUUGGACCUCUAAGGGAAUCCAUCACACUCUUCACUUUGCUCCAGGGAUCACUCCUUGUAAGAAGCUGCUUACACCUUUAUGGGUGAAUUAGUCCUGAGGUAACCAUGCAGUGGAGACGGCGCCAUUGCUGUGCCCACACAGCUAAACUUCUCUAUCUUCUCUCACUGUUGGGUGUACUGAUACUUCUGGUUCAACAGGAGUGGCUGCCCGGGUUCUCGGGUAUGCUAUGGUGGAGAAGCCAUCCCGUAGUGUACGGAGAGGGUGAACUUCAUACCACCAACAUAAGCAGCCACCAUUCAGAGUGGAGGUUUGUCAUUGUUCCUCAGCCAACUUUCAAGGCUGAUGCUAACAUCAGCUCCCAUGAGAAGGAAGGUGUCUCUUCUUCUCCAGGAGACCCAAGUUUUGAGAACACUUUGGCAGCCAGUAUCGAGGGAGAACUAAGUGGCAAUAUAACCCAUGGGCCUUUCACUUAUAUCAUCAAUGAGCCAGACAAAUGUCCAGAAAGCAGACCUGUGCCAUUCCUGGUGUUGCUGAUAGCCACUGAGGCUCGGCAAGUAGAGGCAAGGAAUGCCAUACGUCAGACAUGGGGGAACGAGAGUGUGGCACCAGCUUUAGGAUUUAUCCGGCUGUUUCUGCUGGGGAAAAAUGAGGGUGAGCUGGGACUUUUACAGCAGAAGAUGCUAGAAGCAGAGAGCCGGAGAUACCAUGAUAUCAUUCAGCAGGACUUUAUGGAUUCCUACAAAAACCUGACCCUUAAGACAUUGAUGGGAAUGAAUUGGGUGGCAAUUCACUGCCCGCAAGUCAGCUAUGUCAUGAAGACGGACAGCGACAUGUUUGUCAACACAGAGUACCUCAUUUACAAGCUGCUCAGGCCAGAAAUUAAGCCCAAGAAGAACUAUUUCACAGGCAAUAACAUGAGAGGCUUUGCACCCAACCGAAAUAAAAAUAGCAAAUGGUACAUGCCCCCUGAGCUGUACCCAGGUGACAAGUAUCCCACCUUCUGCUCUGGGACUGGCUACGUCUUCUCUGGGGACAUGGCGAGUAAAAUCUAUCGAGCAUCACUAAGUAUACCCAACUUGCCUCUGGAGGAUGUGUAUGUGGCGAUAUGCCUGGCCAAGCUCCAGAUCGAGCCCACUCCUCCACCCAACGAGUUCCUAUUCAACCACUGGCGGGUGUCUUAUUCCAGCUGCACAUACAGCCAUCUGAUAACAUCGCAUGGUUUUCAUCCCAAUGAACUUCUUAAAUACUGGCAUCACCUGCAGAGCAACAAACUCAAUGCCUGCAUCAACACUCUGAGGACAAGAGCAGGCAGGCACUCAAACAGAACAAGAGAGAAACCCUCUAUAGCUGUAUAACUGAAAGUGUUGCUGCUAAAUUCACCUUGUUAGAUACAAAUAAUGAUUUAUUUAUUUAAUCUCAGCACAUCCUCUUCUUUACUUGACAUCAAGGUAUUAAUCCACUUGGAGAUAUGGGAACACUGGGGAUAUGGGAACUCAAUUCUGCAUAAAUGUUGUUGUGUAAAAAUAAGGAAGUGCUCUAAAAUGGUUGCCAAUUUUGUACAAAAGAGUUUAAAAAAGGUUUGAGUCAAACCACUGGAAUUUUUAAGUACACAGUUAUAUUUACAAAAGUUUAAGCUGUGUUUCACUGUGGUGCAAAAGCUACUUUUUGUAAUAAUGUAAGACUAACUGUAUGUAUUUUAUAUUUGCAAGGUGGAAGUGGUACAGUGCCAAUAAAAUAUUUCCAAAUGUG
Messenger RNA from Larimichthys crocea (large yellow croaker), 2517 nucleotides. Its product is annotated as beta-1,3-galactosyltransferase 2. The record is from RefSeq and is a predicted model, not a curated record. The transcript has 2 exons. Gene Ontology annotation, molecular function: N-acetyl-beta-D-glucosaminide beta-(1,3)-galactosyltransferase activity. The coding region runs from base 873 to 2123 and encodes 416 amino acids. Gene Ontology annotation, cellular component: Golgi membrane. Gene Ontology annotation, biological process: protein O-linked glycosylation. NCBI's taxonomy places the organism in Eukaryota, Metazoa, Chordata, Actinopteri, Sciaenidae.